This is a messenger RNA of Alternaria arborescens, 2169 nucleotides long. RefSeq lists its product as hypothetical. The coding region runs from base 1 to 2169 and encodes 722 amino acids. The record is from RefSeq and is a predicted model, not a curated record. NCBI's taxonomy places the organism in Eukaryota, Fungi, Ascomycota, Dothideomycetes, Pleosporales, Pleosporaceae. The transcript is spliced from 4 exons.
AUGAAGACCAUUCCCAGCGGUGAUGAACUUCAGUCCGCCAAAGCCACCCAAGUUGAUCUAUUAACGGAGGUCGAUAGCAGAUCCUCGAGUAAAGCCAGAAAGCGGAGACGUUCGAGACCGGAUUUGAUUACUUCUCUUUCAUCCACGCGCGGAAAAGCCUCGAUGAACAAAGGCGGCAUGCAAAGUCCCAGUCAGAGGUGGCUUGGUCAGGGGAAGAGAGCGGGUGACCGGGAUGUUGGAAACCGCCGACACCGUGAAAAUGAAGCAUCUUCUGCGUCCAACCCCUCAGUAACACGUAGCAGGCAUAUCGAAGAACUCAAGGCGACCAUUGCUACACAAGGUCAAACAAUCUCAAUCUUCCAGUCCCAGUCUACCAGUUUGAGAUCGUCGUGCGAGUCACGCGUUGCAAGCCUUGUAGAAUCACACUCGGCAGAAGUUGCGUCUUUGAAGAAUUACAUUCGAACGCUUGAAGAGCAGGUUAGCAAGCAAGGCCUGCAUCACGCGUCAAGUAAUAAUGCCCUGACUGUCCUGGACACCAUAGGAACACCGCACACGCCAAUUCGAGAAACCGCACAAGUUAUAGUGGAUACCGUAUCUGCCAGUCCGAUCGAACCUGAGGAUAAAGAGCAAUCGCCCCAACGCUUGGAAACCAGCUUUGAGAUGGAGAAUCUAAAGCGGAAGCUAAGCAGCACCCGCAGAUCCGAAACGACAACCCGAAAUCUACUUCCCGAGCUCAACCAAUACAAACAGAACAAUGUUGCUCUUCAACAGCAAAUCGAAUCUCUGAUGGCGAAGUUGAAUGAAUCAAAGAAAAGCGAGAGGGAACUUCGUAACAUACUUGGGAUGACUGAGAUGAAAUGUGCCGAGUUUGAAGAUAAGGCAACGCAUGCCGACAAGCUUGCAAAAACCACACAAGCUCUACAAAAUACCAUAGAUCACCUUGAGAACCGUCUUGAGAUUGCGAACACAAAGCGACUAGACGCGGAAGAACAGCUUUCGAAUUUGAGAAGCGAUAAAUCACCUUUCGACCUUUCUCCUCCCAAGUCCCACGUACCAUCAAGCGAAAAACAAGCAACAUUUGGUGCUUGUAUGAACACAAACACAGUCUUCCCCGGCGCUUCAAUUGUCAGUUCGGAACUCGACUCUCAAGAAAAUUCAACGUUAGCUGCAUUCGUGGCGGACAUGGAACGCCUACAAGAUCAAGUCAGAGAGAAGGAUCUCUACAUUGCGGAAUUGGAGAAAGAGCGACAGCAACUGCGGCAAACACACAUCCGGCUUGAACAGGAUCACAACAAAGUCGCUAUUCAUUCGGAAAUACAGGAUCAAUCACAAGAAGCACGCCGAACAGAUACUUACAUGGAACAACUUCGAAAUGCAGUCUUGAACCGCGAAUCAUUGAUUGAAGAGAAGGAUAGGGAUCUUCGCGCUGUGGAGAGGCAGUUAGAGCAUCACAAACUCUUGUUGCAAGCAGAAAUAAGGCGACAUGCGGCAAUGAAGCUUCACAUGGCCACGGAGGAUGACUCGUUGCCUGAGCUCACCUCGCUUGCCAGACGGGAAGAUAUCGAUAGGUGGAUGGACAGACUCCACGAGCGCCUGAGAAGAGAGCAGUCUAAGAAGAAGGGAAAGACCCUUACUGACACUCCGGACGUGCAGAUGGAAAGUAUGCAAAAUGAAAUCGACUUCUAUGUCCGGGAGAUCAUUCUCUUCAAGCUUGACAUCAAAGGAUAUAAAAGCGAUAUUCGAAAGCUGAAAAAGAUCACUGCGCAAAUGGAAGCUUAUGGCAGGACGGAUGAGUUGGAGUCUGAGGCGUGUUCCCUUAGGCAAACAGCUACAUCUGUGCGCUCACAGUUCGUGCCACCAACACCGGAGCUCUCCAGCACUGCCUCACCUGUCAUGGACAAAAACCAUACCAGAACUACUACAGACGAUCUAGGGGAAGGUUCUGUCACUCCCUCGCCAUCGGCUCCCUCACGCAAUCUGGACUAUGUAGCUACCGUCCUAAGGAACUCGCGCGAGCUCGACAUACCAACGACAUUGCAUGAAACAGGGCAUGGGGAUGACUGCACAGUAGAAACUGAUCACAUGGACUGUGGAGUAUCUUCGUACACGGCUGGAUCGCGGUCAGCCGAGUGCCGGGAGCCUACGGUACGUACGCUGAUGGUGUCAUAG